Diutina rugosa is the source of this 1446-nucleotide messenger RNA. RefSeq names its product Cdh1p (gene CDH1). The coding region runs from base 1 to 1446 and encodes 481 amino acids. The record is from RefSeq and is a predicted model, not a curated record. NCBI's taxonomy places the organism in Eukaryota, Fungi, Ascomycota, Pichiomycetes, Serinales, Debaryomycetaceae. Gene Ontology annotation, molecular function: anaphase-promoting complex binding; ubiquitin ligase activator activity; protein binding. Gene Ontology annotation, biological process: positive regulation of ubiquitin protein ligase activity; positive regulation of anaphase-promoting complex-dependent catabolic process; anaphase-promoting complex-dependent catabolic process. The transcript has a single exon. Gene Ontology annotation, cellular component: anaphase-promoting complex.
AUGACGCUGGGAUCGCCCCGCCGCCGCCAUUUGCAGAGCCAAAAGCUCUAUAGUGACCGCUAUAUCCCUAACCGCAUGGGGGUAGACCUCCAGGCGGCAUUUUCCCUAAGCUCUCAGGACAUCGUUGCUAAAGCCGCCAUGGAGGAUGAUGAGAACGAAAUGGAGGUGAGAAAAGAACAGGAAGCCAACCACACUUUCUCCACGGUGCUUAAAGCCGAGCUUUUUGGCGAUAAUGUACCUAUGGCCACGGCUAACUUACAUAGUAGCCAUAGAGCGAAGACACCGCCGGCACUGGAGCUGGAACUGGAACUGGUGACUCCUCGCCGGCCGAAAAAGACGACCAACGUGUUUACCUACUCACUGCCAAAGAAAAAUCGUCUGAAUGGCCGCGAUUUGCAGCAGGAACUUUACUCAUUGCUGCCGGUUAGACUGGACUCCCAGAGGCUCUUAUUGAGUCCGCAAAAGAAGCUUCGCACAAUUAGCAAAGUGCCCUACCGUGUAUUAGACGCUCCUGAGCUCUGUGACGACUUCUACCUUAAUUUAGUCGACUGGGGGUCGCAGGAUGUGCUUGCCGUGGGGCUUGGAGACCUGGUUUAUCUUUGGGACAGUGCUACCCAGCUGGUGGAACGUUUAUGCAAUUUGGCCAAGCGGGACAAGGUGACUCUGAUCAGCUGGAUUGGUCUGGGGUCCCACGUCGCCAUCGGCACCAACAAAGGGUUAGUGGAGAUCUGGGACGCCACCAAGAUUAAAUGCGUGAGAACGAUGGCGGGCCACCUGCUACGAGUGCUGCUGUUAGCGUGGAACGAACAUAUUUUAAGUCUGGGUCUGAGAGACCGCUCUAUCUUGAAUCGUGAUGUGAGAGAAGCGAACCCGUUCGUCAACCGGUUUGAAAGCCACAAACAGGAAGUGUGUGGGCUUAAAUGGAAUGUCGAUGAGAAUAAAUUGGCGCUGGGAGGUAACGAUAACCAGCUUUACGUGUGGGACGGGUUAAAUCCAAAGCCAUUACACACGUUCUCCGACCACACGGCAGCGGUGAAGGCGAUCGCGUGGCUGCCACACCAGCGAGGAGUAUUAGCUUCGGGAGGCGGUACUGCGGAUAAGACUCUCAAAACCUGGAAUACCUUAACAGGAAGUCUCGUCCACGACGUCCACACAGGGCUGCAAGUGUGCAAUUUGAUCUGGCUGAAGAACCUGAACGAGUUGGUGCUGACUCACGGGUACCUGCGCAACCAGAUCAUUGUGUGGAAGUACCCGCUGAUGCAGCAGCUUGCCCAGCUUACAGGCCACACCUACCGGGUGCUCUACCUCUCGCUUUCACCCGACGGCGAGACCAUUGUUACCGGGGCUGGCGACGAGACGUUGCGGUUCUGGAACGUGUUUGAAAAGAAUAAGCAACUGGAGGCGCCGCAGCUGGUGUUGUUGGAUGCGUUUCUGCAAUUGCGCUAG